Molecule: messenger RNA, 1021 nt
Organism: Bufo bufo (common toad)
Lineage: Eukaryota; Metazoa; Chordata; Amphibia; Anura; Bufonidae
Gene: TPRG1
Product: tumor protein p63 regulated 1
Exons: 6
Coding region: 103-900 (265 amino acids)
Cellular component (GO): cytoplasm
Source: RefSeq, a predicted model, not a curated record
AGGGGUGGGAGGAGUUGUGACUCUCAUCAUCCGCAUGCAGUCAGUGCGGUCACAGGAGGAGACGAGCAGCUGCCCGGGGUCCUCCAGCUUGUCACACACGAAAUGGCCCAGUCUGAGCAAGGGGGAGAGUUUCGUCCCGUGGCACUUGGAGCACAAGAUUAUCCUGAGUCUGAAACCAACCAGGACACCAAGAGUAAUCAAGCGCAAGAAACAAACAAGUCACAGGCUUCGGAAACUCAUUCCAACCAAAAAUUUAUCUUGAGAAAGUUCUUUGUUGCUAGGCCGGGAGCCUUUGAUCAGGCCGUUGAAGAUCUGACAAACCAGCUGUUAUCAAAGGAGAAGGAGAUUGUGAAUAGUGCCUGGCUGCUAACAGAAAUUGAUCACUGGAACAAUGAGAAGGAACGUGUUGUCCUAAUAACGGCCAAUAACCUUUUUAUCUGCAAGUACGACUUCAUCAUGCUGUGCUGCCAACAAAUCCAGAAGGUUCCUCUCAACUUCAUAGACCGGAUAUGCCGUGGACCAUUCAUAUUUCCAGAAAAGUCUUUAGACAAGAGAGAUGGAGAAGGUCUGCGUAUCCACUGGGAUAAAUUGCGUGAGGCCUCCUUUUUGUCUCGCUGGAACCCUUUGUCUGGUGAUCUGCCAUACACUACCUUCAUCGAUCACCCUCUAAGUCCGACUUCUGAAAAAUUCUCUGCAUUCAGCCAGAUUUCACUCUUUAAUGAUCAAUUGGUAAAAGCUGUCCAAGAAUCACACAAGACUAACCCUGUGCCAGGGCGAGCAAAUGGAGCCUUGAUCUUAAAUCAACCACUUCUGAUUGAGACAUACGUUGGAUUCAUGUCCUUCAUCGGAAACCGCAACAAACUUGGCUAUUCGCUUGCAAGAGGCAGUGUUGGAUUUUAAGUAAAGCCAAUAUUGUUAAAGCGUCAAGUGUUUCAAAUAUUCUUCCUUGCUGUACACAUUAUCUUGUUACUUGUUAAUGUAUAGAAGAGAUCAGUCUCGGACGCUGAUGCUUCAUUUAAAG